Messenger RNA from Hydra vulgaris (swiftwater hydra), 884 nucleotides. Lineage: Eukaryota; Metazoa; Cnidaria; Hydrozoa; Anthoathecata; Hydridae. The record is from RefSeq and is a predicted model, not a curated record.
AUGCUUAUAUUGAUCCCACCAAACUGUACCCAUUUCAUGCAGCCUUUGGACGUAGGAUUGUUUGGCCCUAUGAAAAAUGAAUGGGCUAAGUGUGUGAAUAGGUUCAGGGCUGCCAACCCAAAUGAAUACGUUACCAAAGAGUCCUUUGCAGGAAUGUUCCUGCCAGUGUACACAAGGGUCAUGAGUAGAGAGAAAAUAGUAAAAUCCUUUAAAAAAUGUGGCAGACAGCCAUUUGAUCAAGACGCUCCUGAUUAUACCAAGCUCAUUCUUGAAGAAGCCCACUCCGGAGACAGUCGAAUAUUUGAAGGAGUGCUUCAAGACGGUCGUGUUGAAGCUUCCACUCAAGUUGAAAAUUUUUUUCAUGUCAAUGUUGCGACACAGACAUCCUCUGACAUCAUCUUGUCUGGUAACACAAGUACUAGCACGAUGGAAGGACUGGGAGCAGGCCCAAACAUUCACCUGAUAACAAAAUCAUUUGAUGACUUUGUCAUCGAUUCGCCACGAUUUGAUUCACUCAGAAUGGUGAAGAGGCAAAAUUGGUUCCAAUAUGCCUUUGAUCGAAAUCAUCGGCAAGAGGAUGCACCAGCUGUUGAUUCCCUUGUUGUUUCCUCUGUUCAUUCACCUAGUAUUUAUUCUAGUUCAGAUGCACAGUGUUCCUCAAUGUCAGCCCCUCCAAACAGGACUAGGCCUAUGUUGGUAGAACCUCAAAGACAAGCAAGACCACCUGCGAUUAGUCCUGCUCUUAAAAAUCAUAAGUGGUUCCCUUCUCCAAAAAAAGCUAUCGGUUAGUGUAUUAACUAGGCUACCUAUAUUUUAAAUUUAUUAUUAUAAUUUCCAUUUUUAAUCUCUGUAAAAUUACCACAUGUAGCCUAUGGUCAUAAAUU